GUGUGUGACUUGUCCAAGGUCACCCAGUGGGUUUCCGUGGCUGAAAGGGGAUUCAAACAAUGGUCUCCAACCAGUAUACCACAUUGGCUCUCAAGUUUGACUUAGUGUCAAUGUAAGUCAGAAAUAAGUUGAAAGUACUCAUUAAUACCACAAAUAUACAUGGUUGUUUGCCAGGAGCAAAGAAAAUGUAGUCAGUGGACCCCAUGUAGCCAAGUCCCUGAAAAACCCUCUGAUCUACCUAGUGCCCCCCCCGGGGGGGAGGAACAUCACCUCUCAAGUGCCUUAAAGAAUGGCGUUUUAUGUUAAAACACUCCCAAAACUUCCUUCGUAUGUCAGGAAUCAGCUAAAUAAUAGAAAAAAGCCCAGUGAAUUAGAUGUGGAUCUGGAAGUGACAGUUCCAGUUACUUCUGGGCUGGAUUUUGGCCAAUUUUAACCAAAAAUGCGGUACAGUCCAUUGAAUGGGGGUAGAAAAGUGGGGAAACAGCCUCCUCCUUUGCCUUUGGUAUAUUCAAAUUUAAUGCAAGUGUUUAUCCUAAUUUGUUUCUCUCCAACCCUCCUCUUUAACUGAUGGAUUUUGUCUUUUGUGGUAAUGUUUAUAUGAUUGUCCUAAUAGGUUUGGAAUUAAACUCAUCAAUGUGCAAGAAAAAGAUGUGGGGGUUGUCUACACUGAACAAAUAAAUUCAGCUUCAAAUAAAUUCAGCUUCACCUUGCAUUUUUCCAGGCUGCAGUGACCCUAACUGGAAAUGAAGUGAAUAUGAAUUCUUUUACCUGCUUAGACAACCACAUGAUCUGCCUGUCCACUUCAUUCCUAUUCAUCAAAAUCUUCCAAAGAAGUUCACAGAGAGGAGUGAAGAUUGUGUGACUCUCAAGAUUCUGCAAGAUUAUCAGUCUCAGCAGCCCUAGCCAGCAAGUAAAUGGCUUUGCAGGGAGGAGGAGGAAGAGUAGGGACCACCAGAGAGGGAUGCGGAUCCUCCCUUGGAUGGGGCUGAGGAAGGCAUGAGCUUCCAGGAGGAAGAGGAGGAGGAAGGCCAGCUCAAGAUGUCCUUCAAGAAGGAGACACCACUGGCAAAUGCUACUUUUUGGGCUGCAAGGAAAGGAAACUUGGCCCUCCUACAGCUGUUGCUGAAUAGUGGCCGUGUUGAUGUGGACUGCAAAGACAGUCUUGGUUCAACAGCUCUUAUGGUAGCAUCGUACUAUGGCCACAAAGAAUGUGUGCGAGAAUUGGUACUACAAGGAGCCGAUAUUAAUCUUCAAAGAGAGACUGGUGCCACUGCCCUAUUCUUCGCAGCACAACAAGGCCACAAUGAUAUUGUGAAGCUACUCUUUGAGUUUGGAGCUUCCACAGAGUUUAAAACCAAAGAUGGAGGCACUGCUUUGUUAGCUGCUUGCCAAUAUGGGCACAUGAGAGUAGUGGAAACCUUAUUGAAACAUGGAGCCAACAUCCACGAUCAGCUUUACGAUGGAGCUACUGCCCUUUUCUUGGCUGCUCAAGGAGGUUAUCUGGACUUAAUUCGGUUAUUGCUGUCUUCAGGAGCAAAGGUCAAUCAGCAAAGGCAGGAUGGGACAGCUCCAUUAUGGAUAGCCUCUCAGAUGGGUCACAGUGAGGUAGUACGAGUGAUGCUGCUCCGAGGGGCAGACCGAGAUGCUGCAAGAAGUGAUGGCACAACUGCUUUACUUAAAGCUGCAAACAAAGGAUAUAGUGAUGUUAUAGAAGAAUUGCUUAAAUUCUCUCCUUCACUUGGCUUACUGAAGGCAAGUACUGAGGAAAUCUUUGGGAUGCUCAGAACUCUAAUUCACUUAAUGCAGUUUUAUGGAUUCAGUGGAAUUUACUCCCAGAAUGGGACUUCAGCUCUCCAUGCAGCAGUUCUUGGUGGCAGUGUUAGAGCAGUAGCAUUACUCUUGGAAGCAGGAGCAGACCCAUUCCUUAGAAACAAGAAAAAUGAGCAGCCUUCGGAUCUCACAAAAAAUGAACGCAUCCUACGACUCCUGAAAUCCAGAGAAAAGCACAGAAAAAGCUAGUAUACCAUUGCAUCUCAGGAGAGAACUGAAAAAUCCUGCCUGUACUAGCUGUCAAGCAAGGCUAGUAUUUUUCUGCAGAAAUGGCAAUGUUUUGCUAAGACUCAAGCAUAUCCUGGUUCCUUCUCUUUGAAUGAGAUUAGGAUUCCUUAUGGAGUGGCACUGCUAAGGUCUUCCACUACUAAGCUCACCAGGUUUUUGUCGCUGGCUUUAGUGCAAGGAGGAUUGGGUCCCCUAGCAUAGCUUUUCUGAAUAACAGCCCUUAUUGUACCAGAGAAGUCUCCCUCGUUGCUGUAAUGUUAACUGUUCCUUGAGAUAAACCUCCUGGUGCUUCUGAAAAGUUAGACAGGCCUUUAUCCAGUGGUGUUGUGGCUAUUCCAAGCUCUAAGCAUUGUUUUUAAAAUAUAGUGGUUAGGCUCAGUUUGGUGUAAACCAUUCUUGUGCCAUGCAGAUGGCAGCUUGGUCUCCCAUAAUGCUUCAGGCAUCUUUGUACCAAUUACUCUGACUGCCUUCUUUUGCUCAUUGGUAUUAUGAAGGUCUGCAAUAAAAAUGUGGGGUAUCCAGUUACUUGUAGCACUUCCUUGUAGGGUGAGCACUUGUGUAUUGGUUUAAAAAAUGCACACAUCAUUAAAGAGAGGACAAAAGUGGACACAGUAUAUAUGAUGCAGAUUUAGAAACAGUUACCUGUAUUUCCAAUAAAAAUAAAAUAAAUCUCACUGUAGGAGGGAACUGUGGUGACCUGUGUGCCUACUCACUCUGUUGUCCAGGUGCUAAAUCUUGAUGGACAACUUUAAGGUCCCAACGCUGCCUUUUCAUAGUUCUUUAUUACUGCACAGGCAUGGAACUGGACAGCCUUUUAGAGGGCCUUCACACAGAGGAUAUCCCUCUAUAAAGUAGGACACAUGGCCGCCUUAUUUCCUUGCUAAGCCUCAUUAUUUUGCAAUAUAGUCAUAUGUGAUGAACCUACUAGAAUUCUUUUUAUAGUGAGCUCCACUUCAUAUGUGACAUUUUUGCCCCUUUUGGUAAUCUCAAAUGGAUUGUUUAUUAUUUACAUAUUUGUGAUUUCCACCUAUUUAUUAAUUCAAGUUAUGGUAUUUAAUAUUUAUUCAGGCUAGUUAAGGGAAAACUGUAUGAUUUGGCCUUUAAUUGGAGCCUGUUUUGUGUUCAAUACAAGCAUGUCCUGGAUCCCAGAGAGUUACUGGAUCUGUUCUGAACAAGCACAAAUAAUAGCUAAUGAGCUUGACAAGGAGGAAAAGUGAAUGAUAAUUGCAAUAAACAUUCCAGUCAAUUCAUACGUUUGCUUUAAUUCCGUGGUUGAGUUCAGCUAAAUAGGCAAAAGGGUACAUUUCUUUUCACAUAGCCACUAUUUUCCUUAUUUAAAAUUACUGCAAGCAUUUAGAAUAUAUAAUAUUUCUUUUCAUUGGCUUUUCAGAGAAAAAAAGUAUCAAGGAAUAUAUAGGGGAGACUAAAUCCAGUUGCCAGUCCCAGUAGUGUUUUUUAGACAGAUUUUAAAAAACACUCCUUUCCUCCUAACAAGACAAUUGAUCUUCUGCACUGCUUCCAAAUCUUAUGACUAUAGAUUUGAAAUGACUAGAACUGGACAUGUUCCAAAUGUGGCUGCACCUAGAUUAACAACAAAUGUAUUAUAACAUUAGAGUAAUAACACAGGCCUGCAAAACUGAGGGUCAUAAUUUUUAAAAAAAUGUAUGUUGGUUUUAAAGAAUGUGAUCUUCCAAAUCCAAAAAUGACCAGAUUUGCUCCAUCACAUUUUUUUCACAACUUGGUUUGAAGUUUCUAUGGUCUAAUAUUUGACUGAAUUAAAUGAUCCUGCAGAGAAUUAUCUUUCAAAGAGUAAGAAAGGUAUUAAAAUCUUCUAAUGGAAUUUCAAAAUACUUUAAUUCGCUGAUAUGAAACACAAAAAGAACAACCCCCCCCCCCAAAAAAAAUCGCACUGGAACGUCAGCAUCCACACUUAAUCAACACUGAAUAACAACUGAACUGAUAAAAUAUCAAUUUUGUGAAAGAACAAUGUGUAGUAUGACAUUUUUAUUGUGUUUUUUGAAUUCAGUAACACAAAAUACAUUUAAAACAGCUACAAUACAAGUUGAAUUUCACUUAUCUGGAAUUCCUAAAUAUUCCAAAAACCAAAACUUUUUUCAUGGGUGGC
Molecule: messenger RNA, 4183 nt
Organism: Sceloporus undulatus (fence lizard)
Lineage: Eukaryota; Metazoa; Chordata; Lepidosauria; Squamata; Phrynosomatidae
Product: ankyrin repeat domain-containing protein 29
Exons: 13
Coding region: 997-2019 (340 amino acids)
Biological process (GO): regulation of gene expression
Cellular component (GO): nucleus
Molecular function (GO): protein binding
Source: RefSeq, a predicted model, not a curated record